AUGGUAGACACAGAAUUAGACACAACAAAGACUCUACCUUCCGUACCAUCAUCCGAUGAAGAACCUGGAGAAAAUAAAAACAGAAAAGAAAGCCCACCCGAGGGUCAAUCUCUUGCCCUGAAGGAACUAGAUUCCUUACUUGCAGAAACACCCAUUGAGAAAACUGAACAGAAUGACCCUUCAAGUGUCAUUCCUUCCCACACCGAUUCUGAAGAAAAAUCAAGUGAAGCCGAUGACGAUGACUUUGAUUUCUACCAGAUUUCAUUCGAUGAGGUUGAUGACAGAAUAUCAGCAUUUCAGGAAGACGCGUUUGUGAGCCAGGCACUUGAGAGUGGAAUGGAUUUGCGUGAAUAUGCUCGACAAGUAAAUCAACAAAAGGAAAAUGUUCAAAGAGACCUCGAAAACGAUUAUGCUCAGCAGGUUCAAUCCUUUGUCGACCUUCAUUUUGAAAUUGAAUCUUGUGAUGGAGUGUUGGGUAGGAUGGAAGAGUUGAUGAAUGCAUUCCAAAGUGAUUUGGGCAAUAUCAGUGGAGAAAUAAAGAAUCUGCAGGAACAAUCCUCUUUUAUGAGUGUCAAGCUAAAGAAUCGAAAAGCAGUUGAGACACGAUUAGGACGGGCGUUGAAAGGAAUGGUUAUUCCACCUUAUGUGAUAAAGAAGAUUACAGAAGGAGAAAUUGAUGAAAUGUGGUUAAGCUACCUGCUCGGAAUUAACAAACAAAUGAGAUUUGUGAAAGCAAACCAACAUAGACCUAUCAAAGCUUUACGAGACGUAGGACCAGAGCUGGAGAAACUACGGCUCAAAGCAUCGGCCUCUAUUCGUGAUUUUUUUGUCAGCAGGAUACAUUCGCUAUGCGUACCAAACACAAACAUCCAAAUUAUGCAGCAAUCUGUGUUUCUGAAAUACAAAGGUCUUCACAUGUUUGUAUUGGAAAGGCACCAUGAUGCUGCAGCAGAGAUCCAACAAACCUACGUGAACUCACUUCGAUGGUAUUUUCAUAAUCAUUUCGAAAGAUAUAGUAAAGGUCUAUUAAAAUUGCAGACUGUAGUGACAGACAAGACUGACUUGAUUGGUGUUGAAGAAAACGCACGGAAAGGUGGUCUAUUUGGAGGUGGAAAACAAGCGUUCAAGGACAAAACGAAUGUGUUUGCUUUGGGCGACCGUAUUGAUGUUUUAAGGCUACAAGAUCCUGGUGUGAUUCUUGUUCAUGUAGCUGAAGACAAGGAACAAAAAUAUCAAUUCGAACAGCUAUUCCGAAGUUUCAAUUUGACAUUGAUCGACAACGCAAGUUCUGAAUACUUGUUUAUAUACGAGUUUUUUUCAAGAGACCCAGCUGCUGCCGCAGAUAUCGCAAAAAAUAUAUUCCAACAAAUUUAUGAACCUACUGAGCGUGUAGGAAAGGCAUUCUCAAAGGCAUGCAUUGAUAACUCAUACGACGCUGUUGGUAUCUUAUUGUGUAUUCGUAUCAAUACCCAGCUUGCACUUGAGCUUCAGAGAAGACGUGUACCGGCUUUGGAGGGAUAUACAAACUCAAUUAAUAUGCUACUCUGGCCAAGGUUUCAACAUGUUAUGACACUUCAUAUCGAUAGUAUGAAAAAAAUGGCUAACAAUAAGUCUGUGUUGAGCGCAGUCAAGGAGAUACAUCCACACUAUAUCACCCGACGCUAUGCAGAGUUCUCUACUUCUCUCCUGGUCUUGAACGACGGCUAUGACGACGCUAUCCUGACCAAUAGUGUCCAGAGGCUGAGAAAUGAACUGGAAGGAUUAUUGGCACGAAUGUCAAAUGAAUUUCCAGAGGUUGCACGCAAGAUUGUGUUUCUGAUCAAUAAUUAUGAUUUAAUUGUUUCUGUGUUUCAGGAAGCAAAUAAUCGUGCAGUCGAAGCCGAAUUGGAUCAUGUCAAACAAAUCCUCUCUCUUCAGAUCGGCGCUUUUGUAGACGAGCAAUUGAAGCCUUAUUUUGGAGCCCUUAUAGAUUGUGUUAAGCGCGUAGAGAAAAUGAAGAGUGAACUUGAUCGGAUAGCUUAUCAGUUCUCACAGACAUGGAGGUCUUCUCUUACUGGUAUCAAUGCCUCUGUAAUUCAAUAUUUCUCUAAUUUCAAAAAUGGUACUACUGUGCUGCAUGCUGUGCUGGGUCAACUUAUUGUCUACUACACGCAAUUCCUCGAUAUCCUCGAACAGAGGGGUGUUAGUAAAGUGCAGCCAGUAGGUAUCCAGACAGUGAUGGUUGAAAUUAAGAAAUUUAGGAGUAGUUUCUAA
Messenger RNA from Phycomyces blakesleeanus NRRL 1555(-), 2253 nucleotides. RefSeq lists its product as hypothetical. The transcript is spliced from 15 exons. The coding region runs from base 1 to 2253 and encodes 750 amino acids. Gene Ontology annotation, molecular function: syntaxin binding. Lineage: Eukaryota; Fungi; Mucoromycota; Mucoromycetes; Mucorales; Phycomycetaceae. Gene Ontology annotation, biological process: endocytic recycling; retrograde transport, endosome to Golgi; Golgi to vacuole transport. Gene Ontology annotation, cellular component: GARP complex. The record is from RefSeq and is a predicted model, not a curated record.